Molecule: messenger RNA, 2270 nt
Organism: Nyctereutes procyonoides (raccoon dog)
Lineage: Eukaryota; Metazoa; Chordata; Mammalia; Carnivora; Canidae
Gene: IL17D
Product: interleukin 17D
Exons: 3
Coding region: 1302-2270 (322 amino acids)
Biological process (GO): inflammatory response
Cellular component (GO): extracellular region
Molecular function (GO): cytokine activity
Source: RefSeq, a predicted model, not a curated record
UACUGAUCUUUAUUCCCAUUUUACCAGAAACAGAGAACAUGAACAAUUUAUCCACUAGUCAGGAAAAAGGUGUUUUAUAACCUCAAAACAAAUGUUUACUCACGAAGAGCUGUAAAUUGCUUAAAUUGAAGAUUUCAGUGGGAUUUUUAGCAGUAAUUCUGAAACUCAUGUUACAUAAUGUUCAAGGCAGGUAAAAAGUGAUGUUUUUCUACACAGCACAACUAAAAUGUAGUUUAAUCAAGUAGACAGAAACCUUGACAAAACAGUCAAAUACCAAAGCUUCAAACCAUUCAGGGAGGCAUAAAUUACCUAUUUUCUACACUUUCAGCUGGUAUCAGUCUCUUGUUUUCAUUUUCGAAGAAUGCUGUUAAAUGGCCAUAUUCAUUAGCCUGCCACCUAAAAAGCAUUAAUUUGUAGAAUGAACAAAUGAACGAGUCAUCUUGUGAUUUUGAAGUACAACACAGUUCCUUCCUUUAAAUAUCUUUCAAUUCAUCCACAGAAAAAUAGGCUUAUUUUACAAGACUGCUUGCACUUACAGACACCACGGAGUAGGAGCGCUCCGACAUUGUAACAGACCGGCUGCUGCCCACUCGCAGACGUAACAGUACAAGUAGGGGGUGUCAGUACUUCGAUGUGAGCGCUGCUAGGAGAGGCACAGAAGGUUCAUUUCAUGAGAGUGUAGGGGAAAGGACAGGCAGCCUCCCCUCGCCCUAUUAAAAGGAAACUUGUUAGUACCUAAUAAAUUUACUUCUUUGAACUACAUAUAGUCUCAGAAGACGAAGCCGUCCUAAGGAACAGAAUCCUUCUAGGUUUCUCCAGAAGGCCUGUUCUGUCCUUGGAGAGCUUUAAUUACUAGUAGCAGCUUUUUGCCCUGAGCCAGAAUCCGUGUCCCGCGACUCCACAACGCUGGCCCCGCUUCGGAGCUCUGGAGGUCUGCAGCCCAGCUCCUCGCAGGCCUUCUGGGGCCGGGCCGGGCCGGGCAGGUCCUCGGGGUCCCCCUCGUGCCCCCCCUCGUGCCCCAGGCCCGCCGCGCAGCACACAGGCCGGGCCUCGGCGGCCGCCACGUCCGUCCGCCCGCCCUGCUCAGGUGCCGCGGCCGUUCCUGCCCCCGGGGGGAGGCCGGGCUCACGGCCGAGCGCCCUCCGUCCGGAGGCCGCCGCGCUCCAGGCCCGGCGACGACGCGGGGCGGGCAGCGCCGAGGGAGCCGAGCGCGGCCGGGGCGGCGGGCACCCAGGGCUGAGCGCGCCGAGACCCCGCGCCGGCCCCUCCUCGGCCGCGCAGCCCCGCGGGGGGGCGGGCGGAUGACGCGGGUGUGGGGGCGUGAGUCUGCGGGCGCGGACCGGCCGGGGCGGCGCGGCGCGGCGCGGCGCGUCGAGGUGGCGGCGGGGAUGGCGCGUGCGGGGGUCUGGAUGCUGGUGCUCGGCGUCCUGCUGGCGCUGGCGCUGGGCCGGGCCGCGGGCGCCCCGAGGGCCAGCAGACGGCCUGCGCGGCCGCGGGGCUGCGCCGACCGGCCCGAGGAGCUCCUGGAGCAGCUGUACGGGCGGCUGGCGGCGGGCGUCCUGGGCGCCUUCCACCACACGCUGCAGCUGGGGCCGCGCGAGCAGGCGCGCAACGCGAGCUGCCCGGCAGGGGGCAGGCCCGGCGACCGGCGCUUCCGGCCGCCCACCAACCUGCGCAGCGUGUCGCCCUGGGCCUACAGGAUCUCCUACGACCCCGCCAGGUACCCGAAGUACCUGCCCGAGGCCUACUGCCUGUGCCGGGGCUGCCUGACGGGGCCGCUCGGCGAGGAGGACCCGCGCUUCCGCAGCGCCCCGGUCUACGUGCCCACGGUGGUCCUGCGGCGGACGGCGGCGUGCGCGGGCGGGCGCGCGGUGUACGCGGAGGAGUACGUCAGCGUGCCGGUGGGCUGCACCUGCGUCCCCGGCCGGCCCGGCGAGGCGCCGGCGUCCGCGUCCGCGCCGCGCCCGCGCCCGCGCCCGCGCUCAGCCCCAGCGAGCGGCCGGCGCGGCCCUGACGCCCCAGCCCCGGCGCUCGGCGGGCUCCCCACCGCCCGCGGCCCGCGACGACGCCAGCGGCGCUGCGACCAGCCAGCUCGGCGGGCCUCACGGCACCCGCCCCGGGUUCCUCUCAGGGACGGCGCGGUCCGGAAGGCGGCCGGGGCGGGGGUGGGGGCUGGAGGCCUGCGGCCGACGGGUGUCCUCGUGGUCCCGGGCUCAGACCCCGCGCCCCGCCGGCGCCCCGCCGCACGGCACCCGGAGAGGAGGGGGUGA